This is a messenger RNA of Plasmopara halstedii, 3345 nucleotides long. RefSeq names its product retinoblastoma-associated protein. Gene Ontology annotation, biological process: negative regulation of G1/S transition of mitotic cell cycle; cell differentiation; regulation of transcription by RNA polymerase II. Gene Ontology annotation, cellular component: transcription regulator complex; chromatin; nucleus. Gene Ontology annotation, molecular function: RNA polymerase II transcription regulatory region sequence-specific DNA binding. NCBI's taxonomy places the organism in Eukaryota, Oomycota, Peronosporomycetes, Peronosporales, Peronosporaceae. The record is from RefSeq and is a predicted model, not a curated record. Bases 1 to 3345 code for a protein of 1114 amino acids. The transcript has 4 exons.
AUGGCGGGAACGUUAAGUCGCUUCUUCAAGUCGGCGUCGAGUUCAGGGGCUUUUGCAAGCAUUUACAAUAAUGUGCAACUGCUUCAGACGUCACAGAAAUUAUACGAUCAAAUUCUGCCGUCUGCAGCAACAAUCGGCGUAGACGAGAGCAACACACGCAGUAAGGAAAGCGAACCAGAUAAGAUCUGGGCCUUAGUAGCAAUUGUGGCUACCGGCAUGACGCAAGAGAUUAAAUUGGAACAAGCAGAAACUGAGCAAGAAUUGACAGAUUCAAAGACAACAUUAAAUUGGCAUUUAGUGCAGUUGCUAGCCGAGGCAGAUGUCGGUUUGCAAGAAUUUCUGCUCUACUUGACAAGUCUUUUCAAUCGUCUUUUACUCGAGCCAGAGCUUAUUACGGCUACUACAUUGCUCAAAGAAGAUUUUACAAUUGCCACGUUACUUUUUGAAAAAUAUCGCAUGCUUUGGGAGAAGUUUGUGCCCAAGUCCAAGAAAUCGCUUUCUACGUCAGAUCCCGAGCCAGAGAGUGAUGAUUCACAGCAGAGAGAGCAAAAGGCAUGCACACGACACCAAAACCUCUUUGAAAGUGGAUGGUUGCUUUUUAUCUUGGCAAAACGAAGACUGGGAGCGCAUUAUUCCGGACUGGGACAAUUGUAUAAUUUGCUACUGGCCACGCUGCAUCUGGUGAUUGCAAAUGCUCAAGCGUCUCAAGCGACAAUUGAAAUGGAAGUAGCAGCUGCAUUAAGUGCGAUGGGAGCGCUAGGAGCGGACAACGCGUCGCCUUUAAAGACCGCAGCAGGAGUGAAGACAAGUGCUCAGAUCUGCGAAGCCCUUUGUUCUGUACCCAAAGUGAACUCGACGGAUGUUUUUCGAGCAUCUGAACACUUGGGGCUUGUACUUGUGCAAUUACGAGAAGAAAAUGUGCUGCAAAUAGAAGCAGGGAAACAACCUAUACUGAGUAUGACGCUAUUUGCCGACAAUGUGCUGGAAGCUAAUGUAACAAGAUUAUAUGAGAGAUAUGAGAAAGAUUAUUUGGAUGGAUGUGGCAAAUUGGAUGAACGUUUUUAUCUGGAUAAACGUAUUCGAUGUAUUAUUAUGGGAAGAAAUGGCGCACAUAAAGAGAAUGAACACGACUCUUUGAGCUUAUGUGGAACGGAAUCAAAUGGCAACUGCAGUACCAGUCGAAGUGCGAUAUUAUCACCGGUACGCCGUAAUAUGCAUGCUCGAAGACAAGAAAAGAAAAAUGGAAUUGGAUCUUCAAUUUCAAUGACAAGAGGAGUGAUGACGCCGCCCCGCCAUCGCCAACUUCCGUAUGGAACAAACUCUCCUUUAAUACAUUCGUGGCAAUGGCAAGGAUCUCCAAGAAAUGUGCGUUUGAUCGCGCCUAGUCUAAGUCCAUGCCCAUCUCCAUCAAGCAUCCAAUCACCAGUCACGACCGCAGUCGAGAUCAAUAAUUUGGUGCGAGAGGUACUUUCGAGCACCAUGUUGACACCCGUGACACCACAGCUACGUCAAUUUUUUGCAGAUUGUGUGGUAGAUCCGACAGAACGCAUAACCCGCGUAUUGAACGAACACUCAGACUUGCUUCUAGCUGCACGAAAUGCAAGUCAGGUCACGUCAGGAAAUGUGCCUUCAACUGCGACAAUGGUGCUUGACUUUGAACAAGACUCUACGACAAAUGAAAUUGGCAGCGAGAAAAAUGCAUUUUCUUCAUCUGGUCUGGAUGACACUUUGAAACGCAUCAAGAAUUUGACGAUCGUACUUUUUUACCGUGUAUUAGAACCAUUGCUCUUGUCCGAGCGUAAACGACUGCGCACGACAGAUUUUUCAAAACUGCUUAAUAAUGAGGUCUUUCUUGCUGCGCUAUUUGCGUGCAGUGCGGAAGUGGUGCUGAAAGCGCAUUCUCUCAUUACGAUUUCGUACCCGUUUUUGCUGGAACAUUUGCACGUAAAUGUUUUCCACUUUGUAACUACAAGUGAAAGUUUCGUCAAGUACGCACCAAAGCUUCCGUCUGCCUUAAAAAAACACAUGAGUGAUGUCAAGAAUCAUAUUCUAGAUUCGGUCGUAUGGAAAUCGAGCUCUGCGCUUUAUCAGCUUCUUCCUCAAAGUAAGGACCGGUCAUCUGAUUUAAAUACGUCUUGCAUGACCGACUCUUCGAACAAAGUUGCUCCAAUUGCUUACGCACCCGUGCUUCGUCUCUUCUUUCGCAUGGUGUUCUCACGUGCAGCCUCAAGAAUCUAUCAAUAUUGCAAUCUUUUGAAUCUGGACGCUACUGACCAAAGCCAUAUCUGGACAGUUGUGAAAGAAUGUAUCUCCUCUCAUCAGUAUCUCUUGCAAAAUCGUCAUCUGGACUUGAUCGUACUGUGCAGUAUAUAUGGUGUAUGCAAGGUAUCUCGUGGGCCUAAUGUGUCCAAAGCAGCAGCAACAGUUUCGUUUAAAAAAUUAUUAGCAUGUCACAAGCAACUUAGCAGGCAAACAUCAACUGAUUCAAAGUCAAUCGUAGGCACUCAAUUUGUGUCGUCACGCACUGGUGAGGGAGUGACAUAUGGAAUUCCUUUAGAAAAUGCAUCAUUGAAAGGAGAUAUUAUCAAAUUCUACAACCGAUGCUUCAUCACACCCAUGAAGGUUUUUAUUCUUCAAUUUCAAUGUCACGAGUCGCAAAUGGCUGCGGCUGACGCUAUCGUAGCCAAUGCUUCAAGUGCGUCACAAGCACUUCCUCCAGGUUUUAUGAUCCGAAGAGAAGGUACGAUGGGCUUAACCGCAUUGACAUCGGAUGCUGAAAGUAUUAGCUGCGCCGCCUCAGACGCCGUCCGGAAGUUUUUUGAACCACAAAUACCAAGUACGGGCACAAUUCAUGACACGAGUAAAUUUGCCCCAAGCACCCCUCCGCAUUCUCUUCAUCGUCAAUCCUCACCGUUUUUAUAUUCGCCAGCUGCCACAGCUCUCCAAAUGUUCACCACAGCUGAAGUUCAAACACUACCAGUAUCCAUUUAUCAGACGUCGCCGAUGCGUGUCAAGUCUUCGAAUAUUUUUAUGUCUCCGCUGCAGCAAGUUCGUUUAGAUCGACGUUCUGAUUUAACCCCACGGUCGCACGCCUUGUAUGCGAUUGGUGAGAGCCCGGCACGCAAUUUGGCGUUAAUAAACCGCGCAGUUAACACGGCACCAGCCAAUCUGCGACGUGUCCGUGCACCGAAUCUUGUUAUGGACAGCGACACAGAGCAAGACUCGACUCGAGUCUUGAGCAACAGCUACUCCUUGCUGAGAUCUACAAAGCCUAAUCGCUUACAGAUCACAUUGAAUACAUUGUCGAUCAUUCGUUUUGUUUGCGCAAAAUUUAAGAUCGAAUGA